CGUCAAUAUGUGCUCUCUAAUGAAAAUCUGAAAGUUUAGUUGCAUCAGAAUAAAAGACUAUGGAGUGUCAAAGGUCACAAAGUACUUGCGCAACGCACUGAUAUUUCCAUUUAAACAUGAUAAGCAGAAUAUGUUAAUGAGAGACGCGCCCAAACUUCGUGUAAGAAUGAAGAAAGUUGCAGUAGUAGGCGCCGGUCCUUCUGGUUUAGUUGUCCUAAAGUAUUGCAUUGCUAACGGUUUCGAAUGUGAUGUGUACGAACAACGAGGCUUUCUCGGAGGUACUUGGUACAGCGACAAGAGUGGUGAAGAUGAAGAAGACAACCUAAUUUACACCACCCUUUACAAGGGUGUCAUGACAAACAUACCGAAAGAGAUUAUGAUGUACCCAGAUUACCCUUAUCCCUCCGAAGAAACACGAUCGUAUCUUGGUGCCGUAGAGGUGUUCGAUUAUUUCAAAGGAUACGCCGACACCUUUAAUUUGCAUCCACAUAUUAAGUAUCGUAGGUGUGUUUUGAACAUAGCAACGAAUGUUAAUGACACAUGGAGUGUGACAGUAAAAAAUUUAACAACAAAGAUUGUGGAUACGGUUGUCUAUGACUACGUUUUCGUAUGCAGUGGCCAUUUGUGGCAUCCAAUUGUGCCACAAUUUCCAGGUCGGUAUACAUUCAAAGGUACUCAAGUACAUAGCUUCAAGUACUACGAACCCAGUGCUUACAAAAACAGAAGAGUGCUUGUAGUGGGUGCGCGUUCUUCGGCCAGAGAUAUAGUGCACUAUAUUUCGUUAGUUGCCGAUCACGUAUUUGUAAGUUACGAAGGUUUAUGUUUGGUGACGUUUGGAGAGAAAGUUAGUUCAAUGCCACUAGUUGAAGAAUUUCGUGAACAUUCUGUUGUGUUUGAGGAUGGAACGGAAGAAGUAGUCGAUGAUAUAGUCUAUUGUACAGGAUAUGAUUACAGUUAUCCAUUUUUAAGUAGAGACUGUGGUAUAACCAUUGAAGAUAAACACGUUAAUCCUCUUUACCUGCACAUGGUAAACAUCGACCAUCCCACAAUGUUUUUCAUAGGUAUCCCAUUUAUAGUUUGUGCAAUACCAAUGUUUGACCUACAAGUUCGAUUCUGUAUAGAGGCGAUGAAGCAGAGUUUCAAAUUGCCAUCAAAGAGACUAAUGUUGGAGGACCUGCACGACGAAAUAAGAGAGAAAGAAAAGCUUAACGUUCCAAGACGGCACAUACACAGGAUGGGAGAAUUUCAAGAGCAAUAUUGGGCAAAAGUUGCGCAAAUUGCGUCAAUUAAACCUCUACCUCCGGUUUUGUGUAGAAUUUAUGAAGAAUCGCGAAAACAAAGGUUAUUGGAUAAAUGUUACAGAAUUAUUGAUGACGAAAAUUUUGAAAUCUACUACCCAUAAGCUAGUAGUAGUCCUAUUAUUUCAUUACUAUUAAUUUAUUAUUAAUGUUACAUAUGGAAAUUAGAAAGCUCGUACCUGUAUACAAAGCGGAACUCUACAUAAACAAUUACGGAAAUGGAACUUUUGUGAAUCAGACCUUGAAACACAAACUCCAGGAUAUUUUGCACAAAGCUGCAGUGUAACUUAUUAAGACCACAUCCGAUCUUUGGAAUCGGUAACACCAACAGUUUGUAGCACAUUCCAAAAAUUCAAGUAACUUAUCUUAUCCCAAGAUCGAUCUUUUGUUACCUGAUAAUAAAGUAAUCGUCCCUUC
Messenger RNA from Photinus pyralis (common eastern firefly), 1715 nucleotides. Its product is annotated as dimethylaniline monooxygenase [N-oxide-forming] 3-like. The record is from RefSeq and is a predicted model, not a curated record. NCBI's taxonomy places the organism in Eukaryota, Metazoa, Arthropoda, Insecta, Coleoptera, Lampyridae. Gene Ontology annotation, molecular function: NADP binding; flavin adenine dinucleotide binding; N,N-dimethylaniline monooxygenase activity. The transcript has 7 exons. The coding region runs from base 131 to 1402 and encodes 423 amino acids.